Molecule: messenger RNA, 170 nt
Organism: Rotaria sordida
Lineage: Eukaryota; Metazoa; Rotifera; Eurotatoria; Philodinida; Philodinidae
Source: the annotation of a GenBank genome assembly
AAAUUUAUCGAGCAUUAAAACAAGGUGGUAAAAAUCAACAUAUGGCCACACCUGCAGUUAAAGCAGUUAUUGAUAAAGUUACAGGAACAAUGUCAUUUCCUAUGACAUUAGUUUCAUUAGCAGGACCUAUGAUUUCUACUAUUGCUAAACGUCAAAAUAAUGGAACAUAA